Messenger RNA from Acaromyces ingoldii, 1394 nucleotides. Its product is annotated as Deoxyhypusine synthase. Bases 43 to 1161 code for a protein of 372 amino acids. The transcript is spliced from 4 exons. The record is from RefSeq and is a predicted model, not a curated record. Gene Ontology annotation, cellular component: cytoplasm. NCBI's taxonomy places the organism in Eukaryota, Fungi, Basidiomycota, Exobasidiomycetes, Exobasidiales, Cryptobasidiaceae. Gene Ontology annotation, molecular function: deoxyhypusine synthase activity. Gene Ontology annotation, biological process: peptidyl-hypusine biosynthetic process.
GCUCGAUUCUUCGCACCAAAGAGAGGAAUAGAGGACAAGGGAAUGGCCAGCUCGAGCGCUCAGGCAGCGAUCCUCCAGCGGUCAGAGCCGGUCCCCGACGCAUUUCCAAAGGUUGUGGGACCCAACCUGGAUGAGCCACAAUCAAUAGAGUCGCUCUUGGCCAGCUAUGCAAAUGUGGGCUUCCAGGCGUCGGCCGUAUCGCAGGCCUGCGAGAUCAUAGAGCGCAUGAGAAAGUGGCGUCUGUCGGACGAGCCUGUGGCUGAGGAUGAGAUGGACGAGGCGCUCAAGGACCCAGCGGUGCGGAGCCAGAUUGGCGCAACAAUCUUUCUUGGCUACACAUCGAAUCUGAUUUCGUCUGGGCUGCGCGAAGUCAUACUGUUCCUCGUUAAGCACAAGUACGUCUCUGCGCUCGUCACGACGGCUGGUGGCAUCGAGGAAGACAUCAUCAAGUGUCUCGGCACCACGCACCUGGCUUCGUUUGAUCUCGAUGGCGCAACACUAAGAGCAAAGGGCCUCAACCGGAUUGGAAACCUCGUCGUACCCAACGACAACUACUGCAAAUUCGAAGACUGGGUCAUGCCCAUCCUUGAAAAGAUGAGAGAGGAGCAGGGCGACCACGUCGACAAUGUCUGGACGCCCAGCCGCAUCUGCCAGAGGCUCGGAAAGGAGAUCGACGACGAACGAAGCGUCCUCUACUGGGCCGCAAAGAACGACAUCCCCGUCUUCUGCCCAGCACUAACCGACGGUUCGUUGGGCGACAUGAUCUACUUUCACAGCUACAAGUCGCCCGGCCUCGUCGUCGACCUAGUCAAGGACAUCCGCCGCCUCAAUGACCUGAGCGUAAAGGCCAAAAAGGCCGGCAUGAUCAUCCUGGGCGGCGGUGUGUGCAAGCAUCAAAUUGCCAAUGCAAUGCUUUUCCGAAACGGGGCAGACUAUGCCGUCUAUAUCAAUACGGGCCAAGAGUUUGAUGGGUCCGACAGCGGCGCAAGACCCGACGAGGCCGUGAGCUGGGGCAAGAUCCGGAGCGCAGCCAGGGGAGGUCAGUCGGUCAAAGUCUACUGCGAUGCCACCAUCAUCUUCCCAAUCAUCGUCGCAAAUACCUUUGCCAAGGCGCACUGGGAGAGCGAGAGGCAGAGAGCCGAGGCCGGUGGAAGAAAUUGAACAGAAAGGUAAAGCUGCAUCGGUGGUUCCUAGCUUAUUGGCAGCCUGUAAUACUUGAUAGAGAUGCAAAUCUGUAUUCUACACGUGGAUAGCAUGGAAGGGGAAACGAAGUAAAGCCAUGAUGGUCGAGACUGAACGGGUCACCGCACCUCUCAGGGACUCAAAGUAGAAAAGAAAUCCUCACAUCGGUCUCUAGGGACAGGACAUGGCUGGACUCUAAAUUGCAAUGCUGU